AUGACGACAGCGCACCGGCCGACCUUCGAUCCUGCACGAGGCAAAGAAGCCCAAAGAGGCGUUGCUUACCAUCAGAGACUACUCCCCGCUCAUACAUAUCUCAAAGUUCGGCAACCCGGGCAAGGUGGAGCAGCAGAUUCAGAGAGGCGGGAUUUACGAGCAGAGUUACUGGCGGCGGAAGCAGCCCAUUUCGCAAAGACCAAAGGAAUUACCACCGAAGCUACAAGUAGCUCCCCCAAGACCUCGAAACGCGAACUCGAGGGCCCGUCGAGCGAUGAUGAGAACGAAGACCCCGAAGCGAAACGAAGAAGGAUCCUAGAAGAGACCCGGGAUAUCGAUGCAGACUCAGACGGCGGCGGCAGCGACGGCGACAGUAGCGACGAGGAAAGCGACGAGGAGGACGAAACAGCCGAGUUGAUGCGUGAACUGGAGAAAAUCAAGCGAGAACGAGCCGAGCAAAAAGCUCGAGAAGAGGCCGAACAGGCCAAACAAGCACAAGAGCGGCGCGAGGAAGACAUUGCACUCGGCAACCCGUUACUAAAUCCCAAGGCAUUCAACGUCAAGCGGCGGUGGGACGACGACGUGGUCUUCAAGAACCAAGCCCGAGGCACCGAGCAGAAGGGCAACAAGGAGUUUGUCAACGACUUGCUACGGUCGGAUUUCCACAAAAAGUUCAUGGUAAGAGCUCUACUCGCUGGAGUAUCGACGGUAUUGUUGACCUGCUUCUAG
This is a messenger RNA of Capronia coronata CBS 617.96, 729 nucleotides long. RefSeq lists its product as uncharacterized. The transcript has 4 exons. Gene Ontology annotation, biological process: mRNA cis splicing, via spliceosome. Bases 1 to 729 code for a protein of 242 amino acids. The record is from RefSeq and is a predicted model, not a curated record. Gene Ontology annotation, molecular function: RNA binding. Gene Ontology annotation, cellular component: catalytic step 2 spliceosome. NCBI's taxonomy places the organism in Eukaryota, Fungi, Ascomycota, Eurotiomycetes, Chaetothyriales, Herpotrichiellaceae.